Daphnia pulex (common water flea) is the source of this 13345-nucleotide messenger RNA. Its product is annotated as protein sister of odd and bowel-like. The record is from RefSeq and is a predicted model, not a curated record. Bases 2593 to 5202 code for a protein of 869 amino acids. Gene Ontology annotation, cellular component: nucleus. NCBI's taxonomy places the organism in Eukaryota, Metazoa, Arthropoda, Branchiopoda, Diplostraca, Daphniidae. The transcript has 5 exons.
UAAGCUCUUUUUUUACACCUUUGUGUUACCUUUUCAACCCGUUCGUUUUUCUUUCAUGUAUAGUAUUUCUGCCUCUCCAUUUAACGAGUUCAGGUAGGGAAAUGUUUGGCGCUUUCGUGUUAAAGGAAAGCUAUAAAAACUGGAAGGAAAUGAGGUGAGGCCACGAAAACUAAAAGGCGAUUGGAAAUUGGCAGUAAAAAAAAAAACAUUUUCGGGGGGUUUGAAAGAAGAAGAAGGAAAUUUUGCCGAUACGUUUUGUGUGUGUGUUUGUGUGGGGGUGGCGGCGGAACUAGAGAAGGAAAUGCAGUAAAAAAAAAUGUAGACCUGCUGACUUUGGUUAUAUUUCCUUUCACCCCCGCUGCGAGAGAGUUCAAAAGGUAAAAAAAAAUAAAGAAAGAAAACAACAGCAGCAGUAACAGCAGCUUGGUAUCGCGACUCGGGUGUAAUUCAAUCAUUGGCGAUGGGCUGUUUGGUUUAACUUCAAUUUUCCCUCGCUUUUCUUUUUUUUUUUUUCUUAGUCUAAUAAUAAAAGUCGUAAAUCUAAUAGCGACUGGUCCUCCGCCUCUUCAUCAGCGAUUGAAAAUCGAUCCACGCAGAUCGAUGCGUCGGUUAAUUGCCUUUUACUUUAGAAAACAAAAGAAACGGUUUGAGAAAAAAGAAAAAAAAGUUUUUCUUUUGUUUUUACUCAUUAACACACUGUCGAACACGUCAAUUAUCUCUUGUGCGAGCCGACCUUGUGUAAUUAUAGGCCACGUUGUUAAGGUGAAACCAGAACUUACACCGAAAAAAUAAAAGGUGUUAUAAAUAGCAGCAGACUCCUCCCUGUUUUGUGUGUGUGUGUGUGUUUGCGGUAUAACACUCAGUCAACACAACAGGAAAAAAAAACUCGAGCGUGUGUUAUCGAAUAGCACGUGUGUUGUAUAGAAAACGGGAGCGCGUGCGUGUUUUUUUACGUUUUUUUAUAUUUUUUUUUUACUCCCCUCGGCUCCUUUUGACUCGACAGGAGAGCGUUUCGUUUUUUGUGUGUGUGAUGUAAUACAUAACAGAGUGCCCCUCUCCCCUUUCAUUUGGUUUUUUUCUUCUUCUUUUAAAGAGGGGCAUAUAAAUAGAAGAGAGAAUAUAAAAAAAACAGAAUGGGAAGUAAAAAAGAAAAAAAAAACACGAGAGGGAUUCCCCCUCCAGGAUUCCCGGCUUUUUCAAUGUGACGUCACAUCUGUUUUUUAUUUUCUUUUUUUCGUGUUGAAACGACAACAUUUUCAUUGAUGGAAAAAUGUUUAAUUCAUUUUUUGUUGUUGGGUUCGUGAUUGACGUUAGGCCGUUUUCUUAUCUGAACGCAAUUGAACUUUCAAACUUUUUUAUCUGAUUUUGUUUUUUAAUUUUUUUUUAAAGAAAUUUCAACGGUUUUUUCAAGUUUAUUUUGGGGUUCGUGAUUUUAUUUUUUCGUGACUUGCUGAUGAACAUUUAUUGAAUGAGUCUGCUGUUUUUGAGCGAUUAAUUUAUUGUUUCGGUUUUUUCGGUGAUGUGGAAUUUGGUCUCUGUCCUGUUGAUUCACUUGAUCCUAGACAAAGGUCAGAAGUCCAUUUUCAUCAGCAUGUUGCAUUCGAUAAAAUGCCAAAGUAGACAACGUCCUUCAUAUAAUUUAUCAGUUCUUUACUUUUUUCGAUUUCGUACCGGAUCCUGAACUUGCGCAACUAUUGCACCUUUUGUUUCAAAGGUUUUCGUUGUUUCUUUGUCGACCUAUUAUUGGUUUUUUCGAUUUCGCCCUGUCAUUCUGACACACUGCCUUUUAUUUGGGAAUUGAUGAAUCAUUUCGUAUUCCGUAAUUGUCUACCCGUAAUGUUUUUCAUUCAAUUUGCUUGUGGUAGGGAAAAGAUUACAAAGUUAUUUCGAGUUUCGGAGCUGUCGGGCCGGCCGAUCGUUGCGAGGGUUACUUGUUUGUGUGUGUGUGACUGUCGUGAGGAAGUGAAAAAUAAAAAUCCUCUGAAAAGUAUUUGGGAGAAGGGUGUAGUUUCUACACGUAUUUUUUCUCUUCCUUUCUCUCUCUCUCUCUUUCUCCCGCUUGGGUGGUGUAACGAGGAGUUGGGUGAACUUGACACGUGUGUGAGAGAAACCCGCAGCACCACCAGACCGCAACCCCCGAAAAGUUGCGUUCACCGCCCUUUUUCUUCUUCUUCGGUUUUGGCGCAACAGUCGAAGGGAAAAAUACAAAAAAAAAAUGAGUUCCAAUUGAAUCGGCCGUCCGAGUCUUGCGGUGCCUGGCCGUGAAGGGUCAACCCGAAAGUGCUGUGUGUCUCGUUUUGUGCGUGCGCCCUUUUCUCUUUUCGGCUGAAUCGAGUGCCAAUCGUUCGCGGACAGACCCUGGCGACGUACAACAUCCAAGUAAAAAGUCAUUGCCAAAUUUCCCACGUUCCGCACUCUGCGAGACUUUCUUGGCCGUCUCUUAUUUGUUUCAUUUUCGCUGUCCGCUAUAAAACAAGGACCAUCCCCGAAAGACCAGCCCAAACAACCCAACAGCAACAACAACAAAUCACCGCGCAGCCGCUUUUGGUGGGUGUGUUGUCGUCGCUUCAUUAGAGCAGCCGCAUCAUCGUCAUGGCUUUGUCGUGUUUAGCCGGCACCAAUCCCGUUCUACCCGUCAACUCGAGAACUUCAUGUCCCGUUGGUGGAUCAGCGGCUUCCGGGCGCAGUGGUGGCGUCGUCAUCAAGACGGAAGCGGGAAGCGUCGAGAAUAUGCUGGAAACGCAGUGUAACGGCGAUCCCAACAACAGUUCGAGCGUAGGCGGCGGCCAGCAGUCCAAUCCUGGAACGCCUUCGCCCAACAACAGCAGCAACGACGGACCAGUCGGCGGUGGCCGAUCCGGCAGCGCUUUAUCGGCUCCAUCGCCCGUCGGCGGCAAUUUGACUAUGCCGCUCUUUUCUCACCACCACCAUCACCAGCAACAACAGCAGCAGCAGCAACAGCAUCAACAGCAGCAAGCUGCUCUGGCAGCCGCCGGUCUCUUCCGGGCCGCCAGUUUGGCUCAAUCGUAUCCGGGUGGAAUGGUCGGGCAACUCGGUCCGCAUUCGCACCACUUGCCGAGUUUGAUGGCCAGCCUGCAAGCCGUGGCCUCGGCCGGAGUUGGCGGAGUGCCGCUCCAUCACCACCACAAUCAGCAACGGGCAGCUGCAGCCGCCCUGGGUGGACUCCUGCCCGGCGUGACGCUGCCGUUCAACUUUCCGUCCAUGUCGCAUCAGCAUCAGAGCGCGUUGCUCAAUUGGUCAAAAUUGGCGCAAAGUGCGGCGGCGGCGGCGGCGCUCGGAGUCGACGGACUCGGUUCCAUCAUCCAGCAACAACAACAGCAGCAGCAGCAACAACAACAACAUCAUCUUCUUCAUCAGCAGCAGCAGCAACAGCAACUGUCGCCCGAUUCGUCGUCCAAUCCGGUGCGGAAGAAGAGCAACAACAACAGGAAUAACGGAACCAACAACCACAACAACGCGACGCAGCUCCCGCUGGUGACGAACGGCUGCUACACGGGCGGAUUGAUCGUUUCGCAUCACACCGAUCACGUCCUACCGUCGGUUGUCCACCAGCUGACCAAGAACAACUCGAAAACGGCCAACAACAAGACCAACAACAAACCGGUCAAGGCGGCCGUGGCCCGUCGCAACGCCAAAAACAGCAACACGAUCCGCAACCAGGGUCUGCAGGAUCACCAUUUGCUGCUGGGCGGUGGCGAGGACAACCACCACCACCUCAACCACCACCUCAAUCACCACCACCACCACCUGGCCAACACCAUCAUCGGCAGCGUCGGCAUCAAGCCCAGCGAUUUGAUCAUCACGCCGGAUGCCGAUCCUUCGAUGGUGAGUCCCGUUGCCAGCAGUUCUCCUCCGUCGGUGAACGGUUCGAGCGGUGGGAGCAGCAGUAGCAGCCGCAGCUCAAUCAAGUCGGGAAUCAACCCGGUCUCCGGCUCUGGCGGUCAGACGGUGAACAACACGAGCCAGUUGCAGUCGGGCCAGCAGACGGACAGCCGCAGUGUCUCGUCUGUGGUGGACAACGUGUCGCUGACGUCGUCGUCGCAGCAGCAGCAGCAGCGGGACAAGGUGUUUAGCUGCUCCAUCUGCCACCGGACGUUCGGCUACAAGCACGUCCUGCAGAAUCACGAGCGGACCCACACGGGCGAGAAGCCGUUCGAGUGCAAGCAGUGCGGCAAGAGAUUCACGCGCGACCACCACCUCAAGACGCACAUGCGCUUGCACACGGGCGAGAAGCCGUACAACUGCACGCACUGCGACCGCCAGUUUGUCCAGGUGGCCAACUUGAGGCGCCACUUGCGGGUGCACACGGGUGAGCGGCCCUACGCCUGCGAGCACUGCACGUCCAGGUUCUCCGACUCGAACCAGCUCAAGGCCCACAAUCUCAUCCACAAGGGCGAGAAGCCGUUCCAGUGCCAAAUCUGCUCCGGCAAAUUCCGCAGGAGGCACCACCUCAUGCACCACAAGUGCCAAAAAGAUCCGGCCGGAUCGGGCGGCAGCCACGCCAGUAGGCCCAUUGGACUGGUGGCUGCCAGCCGGACCAGCACCAAAAUGAUUGGGCUGACCAAAGAUCUCCACCAUCUGGUCGAUGACGAUCUGGAGAGCGAGCCGCCACCAACUCCGUCCAGUUGCUACGCCAGUCCACCGGAUGAGGACGACGAAGAUUUGGAGGAGGAAGAAGAUUUGGUCAUGCCGUUGAUGAAACAACAACAACAGUUGAAAGCCAUGAGUCAGCAGCAGCAACAGCAGCAGACGGGCAACCGAGGACGGAAACCGCGGGAGACGAGACGGGUCAUCCGGCCGUCUGAGAAUGUCGGCGCAAAGAGCAACGGCGGAGUCGGGCCGACCACUCCGCAAGGUCCCGAGCAGACGGAACCGGAGGAUUUGUCGACGUCGUCGCGAAUGCGCCACGCCUCGACGUUCAGCGUCGGAUCGACGGGCGGAUGGAGCGCCGCCGGAUCGGUUUCCAUCGAUUUGAAUUCGGAUCGCGACGACGACGUGGAAGAGGAGGACGAAGACGACGUGGUCGACGGGCUCCUGGGUGAACCUCACCACCACCACGACAUGGACGACGAAGAGGACGACAUGUCGGACACGGCCGAUCUCAUCCAGCAUCAGCGCAAGAAGCAGCGCCGCAACGCCCUCGAUCUCGUCCACGCCCGCAACACUCAGGUGGCAAAGUAAAAAAGAAAACAAAAUAGAAAUUUCGUGUUUUUAAACCAAAACAAAAACAAAACAAAAAAAGAAACCACAACCAAACCAACGGAACAACAUUCGCUUUAUAUCAAACUUUUGAGUAAACAACAUUUACACCAACGACAGGGUUUUUCUCUUUUCAAACAAAAAACAAAAGAUUAUCUUUUUUAACUUUAUAUUAUCAUGAAUUAUCGUGUUUAUAAUAUGUGUGUCACUUGUCUGUUGUGUCAAAUUCUCUUUACGAUUUUUUUUCCUCCUCUUCAUUUGAAUUUUUUGAAUUUUUCUUCGAAGAAUCGUAAACGGGUAAAAAGUAAAAAGAAGAGAAAUGUGCGGAAUCCGCGCGCCGAUUCCGCCCAUCGAAAAUCCGAUUUAACCUUUUUUUUUUCAAAAUUUUUAGAAACGCCCUGGACUAUUUGUAAGGUCCAGAUUUGAAAUUCCCCCCCCCCCUCUCGCUGUAUCGCUCCUAACCCCUCCAAUCAACCCCCGUAAACUCCUUUUUUAAUUUAUGGCUUGUUGUCAUUCAUGUCAAAAUGAAUGUCGUGCCGGUAUUUUUUUUUUAUUUGUCAUUCCCGUCCCACCCCUUACAUCCCCUCCACCUCCCUAAAACACACACCAAACACACAUCAGCCUUAUAUAUAUACAUAGCAUCUAUUAUAUAAUUAUGUCUGGUGUGGGUUGGGUGUUCCAGAGAGAAACGGAAGAGAGAGCAACGGCCAGAAUCACACACACUCACAUACAAACUAAUGCUACUACUACUACCCCCUCUUCGUUUUACCUAUUAAUUUUCACCAUCCUUGACAUUUUUUUUUUAAUUAUUUUCACGCUCCUUAAAAAAAGAAAAGAAAAAUCCUCCCAGCCGGAACAUCGGUAGCAUUUUUGAACAAAAAAGUUUUGAAAAAAUCCUCCCAGUGAACACAACAAAAGAUUUUUGGAAAGAAAAGAAAUGGAGUUCCGCAACAACAACAACAACAGCAACAACAGACAUGGAGAGAGAAAUGCGCAACGGGUGGUUCCGAUUCGGUCAACAAUGGCGACAGUUUGAUAGGAAACGAUCGAAAAAGAUAAAGACGCGAGCGUUCGCCUUUGGGUUGUUGCUUGUGUGUUCCAGUUGCGCAUUUUUAUUCAUUUUGGAACACUACAAUCAAGCAAACACAAUAGGGCACACAAAGAGAGAGAGGAAAACAUGGCGAAUGACUAGGCAAUGCUGGGCAGAAAGUGGAUGGCUUCUUCUUCUUGGUCUUCUUGCAUUUCUCCCUACACCGCCACCCCCACACUGGACUUUUUGUGAUGUGCAUUGUGUGUUACACGAUGGUCGGCGGCCAUUUUGUUUGUAUGUUGUGUGUGUGUCGAGUCUGGACCAACACCCCCUCACCCCCAUAAUGUUUCUAAAUGAUUUCAAUAUGUGAGAAAUUUCUAAGUUUCGGACUAAUUACGUCGGAGAAGUUGGUUUUGAAAUCAAAAAUCGAGCGCGGGAAAAUUUAAAUUUCUUUCUUUUAAAAACAAUUUUUGAAAAUAAUUCAAAUUAUAUUGAAUUCAUAUAAAUAUGUACGUCUUCCUAUCAACGAAAAAACGACAGUUCCUCUUUGUUUCUGGGGCGCUGGACUCAAUCAACGAUAAUUGAUCCGGCAAACCAAGAAAGCCACACACCCAAGUUCCUAAAAAUUCCUAAUGUGAAAGAAAAUUAAUGAUAAGAAUUGAUAAUAACGUGUUUCUCUUUUCCUUUUUUAAAAUUACUUUUUCUCUCUUCAUUUUCGUAUAUUAAAUUUGACUGUAAGAUUUAGACGAAUUUCAAUUAGGUAGUGUGAUUAUUUCUCUCCUUUUAUUACGUCGUGUCAUGAGAUAAUGAUCAACGUGCACCUCAGGGUUUUUCCUCUUUUAAUUCAAACAUUUUUUUUUUGUGUGUGUCGAUUGCAUCAUAGUUAUAUUACCCACAUUCUUUUUUCUUUAGUUUUUCGAAUAUUUUUGCGUGUAAUUUAAUUUUUUUUUCUUUUUCAAUUUGGCCCAAUUAUUACGUAAACUUUUGCAUUCAAUUUUGUUUGGUUUUGAUUCAUUUCGAUUACGGGUAUUCAGUUGGUUUUGAAUUUUGUUUCGUUGAUUGUCUCUCUGUGUUUGAGUAAGUGUCGUCUAUUUCAUUUUGUAAUUUUGAACGAUGGGAUUUCCUUAGUUUUUUUUUUUUAUUAUUAUUUUUUAUUCUGAAAUGGAUGGAAGAGAUGGAGAUGAGACUCUAAAGAGAUGUGGUAUGGCCGGCCCUUUGGAACCAAAACAAAACAAAACCGUCAUAGCCGUCAUUUGGAUGAAAAUCCGGUGAUGAUGUUGUUGUUGUAAUAACGUUGGGAAAGGUGUAUGAAAAGAUUGUGGCAAAAGGAAAAAAACGACAAAUUCAGGCAAAAAUAUUUAUUUUAUUUUUUUCGGGUGGGCGAAGUAGAUUAACAAAAUAAAAAAGUCAGUAAUGUCGAGGGACUAACAUUUUUUUUUUUUAAUACUUUACCCCAGAAAUUUUUCACGAAUUAAAACUAAACAGGGUCAGACACAUUUUUCCUACAAAUCUUUUCUCUAUUUCCUCCCUGACAUUUUUUUUCUGUUCUCCAAAUUAAUUUUUUUUUCUCGUCUGCGUCCAAAACAAAAAUCGAGUUGACGUUGAAUUGUGCCUGCUGCUGCCUGCCUGUGUUUUGAUUUGUACAGUCUCUUAACUAUAAAACCUUAAAAAAAUUUUCCUCUUUACUAUGACUAAGACUUCUAUAAUCAUCACCUUAUAUUUCAUAUUGUGUGACUUUUUCCUGUCUCGACUAACCACCCACAAAAAGUAACUAUCUUCCCUCCCCCAAAAAAUUUUCACGCAUCUUUCACUAACCGAAUCAAAAUUAGUACGUAUACGUCUGUCUCUUUAUUAUUAUCGUGUAAUUACAAGUCACAUGGACCUUUUUUUUUUUACAAAUUCAUUGAAAUUCAAAAAAACAAAAAAUUUCUUUUCGUCUUGUUUGUUUGUUUGUUGGUUUUAACCUUACCCCCACACUAUUUCGAUUCAAUAAUUAACUACUAAAUAAAAAUAAAAAAAUUCAACAAAAAUAAAAAGGCAAAAACAACGGUUCCUACAGGGUGUGUUUUUUUGUUUUCAAACGAAUAAAAACAAGUUUGUUUGUGUGUGUAUCGUGUGUGUGUGUGUGCGUGUAGUACUUUGGAUGACGACCAAAAUAUUUUUUUUCUUCCUUCACUUUUUUUUAAUUCAUUCCCCCCACCACUUUUUUUUUUUUGCUCUUUUGUUACAUCAUCCCUUUUUUUUCCUGACCGACCAAAUUCUAUAAUAACCCUGACACUACCUCACACAAUUUUAUUUUCCCUCCUACUGUGUAAAUGUGUGUUGUAUCCACCCCACAGAUUGAUUAGUCGGAUCACGAGGAUAUCAAGACCAGAAGCUCUUUUUUUUUCUGUAUCUGAAUUUCUAUCUCCCCCUCUCUCUAUCCAUUAUAUAACUUUACCUCCACCCCUCCUUGACACUAUAAAAAAAAAGGGAAGAUAAAAAAAUGAAGAAGGAGAAAAAAAACUACACUCUACAAAUACAAAAAAAAAAUAAAAUCUGAAAAAAAAAACUUUUUUUCAAUGGAACACGAGUCCAAUUUUUUUCUCUUCUUUAGUUGAUAAGUACGUUGGAUGUAGGGGUCCUGAAUGGGGGAGAGGGGCAAAAAAAAACAACAUUACAUCACACAAUGGAGAAAGAAAAAAAUGGAAAGAAGAGCUGAGCGGUGGCGCGUGCUGAUGGAGCGGCUAAUUUCUCGGAUAAAUAAUAUCCAAUUUUUUUUUUCUCUCCAUUCUUCAGGGGUUUAAUCUGAAGAAGAGAAAUAAAACUUAUUUUUUUUAUACGUAUAUUUACAAGGGAGGGUGGAAUGAUCCUUUUCUUCUUUUAUGUCGAAACUGUCACGAUUCGAGAUGGAAAAAAAAGGUACGGAUGAUUGACAAAUCACACAGAGUAUAGCUAAAGCCUCUUUCCUGUUUUUUUUUCAGUGUUGUUGUUGUUACUUGUAUACUUCCCUCCCAGACAAAAAAAAGGGGGAACUUGACAAGAGAUCAGAAACAUGAUGAUCGCCUGUCAUGAACAUAGUUGCGGCUUGUUAUCCCUUUUCAACCCUUUUUCUUGGCCAGGAGAACUAAAGAAAACAACAGAGUCAACAACAUACACAACCCAAACCACCGAGGUAUUUAUUUCGUGAAAGUUUUUCUUUAGUAGUAAAUAAUAUUGUAGCAGUAGUUAUAAAUUCCAAAAGAGACUAAAGUUGCACUCUAAGAAGAAAACGGGAACUUUUUUCUUUUUUAAACUUUCCCUUUUGGGUGGAAGACAUUUCUGAGUGUAAGACAUUUUUUUUUUUUUUCAUUCUUUGUGUGUGUCUGGUUAAAAAGAAAAGAAGGCUGGUUGUCCUAACCGUCGUAAAGCCGUUAACCAUCAUCGCCCGAGCCAUUAGCCAUAAAACGAUAUAUCCUUGUAAGUCGCGCGCACGUCUCCUCCGACCUCUCUCUCUCUCGCUCCCACAAAAGGACUUUUUUUCUUCUUCUUCUCCUGGCAGUAGAAAGAGUUGUACAAACUUUUACGAGGCCUUAAAGGCCCCCAACCCUUCGACGUACAUGGCAAGUACAUGCACAGUGUUAUAUGGACAAGGACUGACACCGCCAUGGGUCAUCUUUUCGACCGCGACUUGGAUGACCCAAGCAGACCUGGUUCUUCUUCUUCUUUAAAGGAAAUCGAGGACCUGAGACUUGCUGACCUUGUUUUGCGGUCUCGUAAAAGUAAAGAGGGGCGGAUCAAAGGGGCAAACGCGCAACUUUGGACCUCCAAAGUCAAGGGAGAAUCUAACGGACUGUGUGUGUCUUCACAGGCCUUGUAAAAAAUAAAAAUAAAAAGCACAAAGAAGAAUUCCAGCCACCCCCGACUCACCUAGAUCUAGGGCUGUAUAGUAAUACAACAUCCUUUUUGAAUAACAACGUCACAGUCCGAUAGCCGAGCGACGGUUUUACUGCUAAUGGCCAAAUCGGUGAUGGUAACGCAGAUGAGUCAUUAGUUCUGCCCUCUCUCUAUAGAGUCUCCAGCGUUCUUCUUCUUCUUUUUCCAAGAGAAAAGAAAUACCCCGAAAAUAACCCACAGCUCUCUCUGCUUUUUUAUUAUUAUUUCUUUUUUACACACCACCACAACCAUAUCACCUAUAUAGUAUGUACACAUGUAUAUAAGACUCUGGGCUCCAAGUAUUGAUUUUCUUAUUCCCCUUUCACUCUUUUUAUUCCCUUCAAACUAUGUGCUUUCCGUACACACGUUGACUGUAUUACUACACUAUACUCCGCAUAGGAGUUGCACACUCUUUUCAUCCCACUUCAAGAUCUGCACCCCACUUUUUUUUCUUCUUUUUUUCCAACGUAGAAUUAGGGUCUAAAGAAGAAGAAGAAGGGGGGGGGGAGGCAUCAGCGUCGCGACGCUGAAUCAGUCAAUCAAUAAAAUAUAGACUUUUUUCUUUCCCUUCUUCUUCUUUCGUGCGGUUGUGUAUUUAGAUAUAUCUAGGUGCGUAACAUCCCUUACAUACGAAAUAGGCCGACUAUUUUUUCUCCGGAAAGAUGUUGGCAUUGUAUUUUCAUUUCAAAAAUAUGCGUUUUUAUUUUGUAUAGGCAAGAAGUUAGGGUUCUGUUAUUUGUCUGUGUUUGCCAUCUUCACGCGCUAACGGUCGGUCCCCCUCUUCUUAAAUACAUAAGAAGAAGAAUUGAGGUCAGCGAAAUAACCCCCCCAUCCGAAAGAGGAGUGGGGAGACUGUUCAUUUUUGCGGAUGCUUUCACUGACGCAAUUCGAUACCCUUCCCAGAGGGCCACCUUUUCUUCUUCUUCUCUAUAGAUUAUAGACGUGUGCAUGUUAGAUUUUCUUAGAUGUAUCGCUUAAGGCCUCGAGCUUAGAACGUUGGAGGUUAAAUAUGUAAUGCCCAUCAUCGACCCCACUGGUAUCUAAUCUAACAUUCGCCAUGUUUUUCCGUAGUUUCUCCUGGUCAUCAUCCGUAGACUCUUACGUGUAUUGCGUGGGUCGUCCGCGCCGUAAUAAUAAAUGUAGACGCGUGGGAUCAUUCGAAGCGCAUUCCUCGCCGCAACCAGGAAGAGAAGUUGGAGGGAUCUUUUUCGUACUAGGGGGGGUAGAGAGAAAGAAGAGGCUGCAUCAUUCAUAUAAACGGGGGAUAUACAACCGCGAUAUAUACAGAAAGAAGAAGGUAAAGCCACCACACAGACUCUUCUGCCGAGCUUUUGUGUCGUGUCAAAAAAGUUUCUCGGAUUUUUUUCUUUUUUUUUCUUUUGCCUUCAUCAUCGUUGCAUCGCGGCUUUGAAUAGUUGAGAAUCCUCCGCCUUCACCUUCCCCCACGCAACAUCAAUGACGCGUUACACAAGACAUCUAGAAGACCUUUUUGUGUGUGUGUGUGUGUGUGUCUAUUUUUCUCCCACAUCCAUCCCUCUCUCUCUGCUGCUGCUCACUGUAUCCACUCGACUCAAUCUAUUGAUCCGCCCUUUGCGGUUCUCUUCUUGUGAUUCUCAUAGACGAAUGCGUGUGUACCGCCAACGCCGCCCAGCCAUCGGAACUGGGUGGAAAUUGGUCGACGCUCGGGUUGGCCGCUCUCUCAUCGGCCGACGGUCUACACACAAUAUAACUCGUUGCAUUAUUCGCCCCAUCCACCCACACGUCCUCCUCUUUACUUUCUCGGCUGGCAACAUUUUCCCCCCGUGAUUGACUCUCCCUCUUAUUCCCCAGUUUAUCCCGACGACCAAUCGUUCGCAUUCAUUCAGUAUAUUUAUACAUUGACUAUAUAGCUAUAUAACUGGGAGACUGCUACAUUGUCGGACACACUAACUGGUCUCGGAGGCGGUUGCCAUGGUUUCCAUCCAUGGGAACCGAAAAGGACUCUUCAACCGAUACAACUUUUUGAGGGUUGCGACUCUCACGCGGUCACGAAUGCUGCUGUAAUUUGCCACUUUACUUUUCCCGUGUACUUUCAUUCAUUCACUCGCGGUCUUUUUGGUUUGCUUGGCAAUUUGAAAUCGAUAGGCGACCGAAUAAAAAAUGACAAAAUGCUGGUGGGGACUCUCAAUUGGAAUCCCGAUUCCGGUUGGACAAAUCGAUUGGCUGUCAUUUUUAUUCCUUUUCAAUCCCACGUUGUGUAAUCAAAUACUGUAAUUAUUAGCCGACCUGUGAUUGUGUCUGUCUGGACCAAAGUUCUGCGCUGUCUCAUUCUAUAUUCCGCUCUCUUUUCAAGAUUGAAAAUUACUAACCAAUUCAUCCUGCUGGCGUCCUCUAUUGUUAUCGGACAUUCGGUAUCUCGUCGUCACACACACAACGGCCAUGAUUGUUUUGUUCCCAAUCAAUGUGAUGCGGCUACUCUUUCAUUCUAUUCAAGAGAGAGAUGAGAGAAUGUUGUUGUCUCUACGAGAAACGAGGAAAUGGAGACCAACAAUUGUUCCACCUUGUCACACACACAACAGUCGGUGGGUUGUUUAAUUUUUGACCCAAAAUUCUUCGACGGCCUGCCGUAUACCCUCCUUUUCGUAUAUAUAAGAAGGUAAAGAAUAAACACGGACUCUUCUUCUUCUCCCCUCUCCACAUAACACGUAUACACACGGACAUUGUAUGUCAGUUCUUCUCUCCUCCCCCCCCUCUCUCUCACCUUUUUCCUUUACUUUUUCCUAUUUUUUCGCCACCGUGUCACAGGUGUUAUUUCGUCUUUUUCUUCGCGUGUCUGGGAACUUUGGAAGAAGAAAAUUUCGGUCGGUUGCCCACAAAACUCCCCUUCUUUCAUUUUUCUUUCUUGACUUAUUAUAUUCUUAUUACAUUAAUCACACGUAUAACGCCCACUUUGUCGCCUAUUAUAGAAUACGUAACAGCCAUCCCACACACACACACACACACCUGUUUCUCAUGGUUUAUAUAUUUUUUUUUCAAUUUUCAUUACCAUUGAUUUGGUUACAAGAAAUUUGAUUACAGGAAGGAAUUAAUCGAAAAUGUUUCAGAAAUCUUGUCGUCCUGCUCAAGGAAAUCAAAAUUGUUGUUGUGUAGUAUCAUCGAUAACAUUUUACGGCAAAGAAAUGACAUCUCGAGUCAAUCAAUAAUAAACACUGUUUACACUGG